Onychostoma macrolepis is the source of this 4423-nucleotide messenger RNA. It is a transcript of the gene ankrd27, whose product is annotated as ankyrin repeat domain 27 (VPS9 domain). The transcript is spliced from 29 exons. NCBI's taxonomy places the organism in Eukaryota, Metazoa, Chordata, Actinopteri, Cypriniformes, Cyprinidae. Gene Ontology annotation, cellular component: early endosome; plasma membrane; tubular endosome. The coding region runs from base 189 to 3290 and encodes 1033 amino acids. The record is from RefSeq and is a predicted model, not a curated record. Gene Ontology annotation, biological process: neuron projection morphogenesis; early endosome to late endosome transport. Gene Ontology annotation, molecular function: SNARE binding; guanyl-nucleotide exchange factor activity.
UUGGCUACCGCUUCAUCGAGUUCAUCCCUGAUUGGUCGAUCUAAUUUCAGUUUAAUCAUCAGUUUGUGCUGCUGAGGAUAAGUUGCCUGAAAUGUUUCUGCGUUCGCUGACAAACUCCAGUAAAUGUUCUGUUUACCACUUUACCACCCUGUACACAAUUAUAUGAGGAACUGGAGUGCGGGACACAUAUGGCUGUGUAUGAUGAGAAUAUCCUGAAGAACCCUUUUUACCAGGCCCUGGAAAAACACAGACCGGAUCUGUGCAGCAGGGUGGCAGAACUCCAUGGCAUUAUUCUGGUGCCGUGUUGUGGAAGUUUACCAGCGGGCUCUAUUACAGCAUCUCAGUUCGACGGAUACGUGCUUCAGCCUGCCGAACAGGGUUACCAGACGCUAGAUGGAAAGGAAGUGUCUAUAGACAAUAACCAGGUCCGGCUGGGUGCAGGGUUUCCCAAUCCCACCUCCAUCCCCAUCCUGUUUGAGGAGACGUUCUACAAUGAGAAAGAGCAGGCCUACAGCAUACUGUGCAUCGCACGGCCCCUUGACGCUAACCACAGCCCUGAGGAGUUGACUACUGUUUUUGCUCCGUACUGUCUGAAGAAUAUCGAGGAUGUGAGGGAAUUCUUGGGCCGCCAUGCUGAAAAACUGGACAAGUUUGUGGCCACCUUUUGCCACUCCUUUAAGGAACAAGAGAGGAAGGGCCUUCGACAUCAAAUAGACUCUGUAAAUACCCUUUACACAAAAUGUCUUCAGUUGCUGUUGAGGGACUCUCGCCUGAAGAUUUUGGCGAGACAGGAGAUACAAAUGACUCUACUCAAACAAGCAGUGGAGAUGUACAUACAUCAUGGCAUCCAUGAUCUACUCUUUAGUUAUGUGGGGACUCUUGAAGCAAGUCGGGAUGCGGUGUUCAACAAAACAACACGGUCCUUACAGGAACUGCAGCAGAAAGAGCUUGGUGUGAAGUCAGAGUUCAGUAUAAAUAUUCCUCGUGCUAAGCGGGAGUUGAGUCAGCUGAACAUCUGUACGUCUCCCCAGCAGAAACUGCUCUGCAUAAGGAAGGUUAUUUUAACCAUCAUGCAAUCAACCAGACGACGAGAUACAGCAGUGAGCAUUGAGGCCGUGUGUGCUGAUGAUCUCCUGCUAGUCAUUCUCUAUCUGCUAAUCAAAACAGAAAUCCCUAACUGGAUGGCGAAUCUGAGUUACAUAAAGAACUUCCGCUUCCGUAAGUCCAGUAAGGAUGAGCUGAGUUACUGUCUCACGUCGUUUGAGGCUGCGGUGGAGUACAUCAGCCAGGGAAACCUCACCCAGAGCGCUCUGGGGUCAGGAGAUCGACUGUCCUUCAGCCAGAAGGUGGACCUGCUGUCCCAGAAUGCUACAUCUAUAGACCAGCUGUUUGAGCACAUUGUGAGUGGAAAUGAGGCUGAGGUGAAGCGUUUGCUGAGCGAGAGUGAGAAUGAGGACGACGGGAGGAAGUUAUGUCACCCACUCUGUUCCUGUGACGCCUGUGACCGCCACAUCUCAGGGAGGUUAAACGACCCGUCCAUAGUCACUCCAUUCUCUCGGGAUGACCAAGGCUAUACUCCUCUACAUGUUGCUGCUAUUUGUGGUCAGUCCCUGCUGAUUGAUUUGCUGGUGUCAAAGGGAGCUGUGGUGAACGCCACCGAUUAUCAUGCACUCACACCGCUGCACCUCUCCUGCCAGAAGGGCUUCCAGGGAGUCACGCUGCUGCUUUUGCAUUAUAAGGCAAACACAGAUGCUCAGGAUAACAAUGGAAACACCCCUCUACACCUGGCCUGCAUGUACGGGCAUGAAGAUUGUGUGAAGGCGCUGCUGUAUUUCGACCUCCACUCCUGUCGACUGAACGUCCAGAACGAUAAGGGAGACACGCCACUGCACAUCGCAGCUCGCUGGGGUUACGAGGGCAUCAUGGAGGUGCUCUUGGAGAAUGGAGCUUCAACCCUCAUCCACAACAAAGCCAAGGAGACUCCAUUACACUGUGCCCUCAACUCCAAGAUUCUGUCAUUGUUGGAGCGCAGACACAAUGACUCCAGUAAAAGGGAAAGUGGAUUUGAGUCUCCGAGUCGCUCUCCUCUGCCGUCUGACUGCAGCAGCAGGCAUUCAUCUAUGUCCAGCAUGUCUUCACUGAGUGUUGAGGCCACACCGCCGGAGACCGAACGCACCCGACACAAAGAGGUGGAGAAGUUGUUGAGAGCCGUGGCUGAUGGAGAUGUGCAGAUGGUGCGUUAUCUUUUGGAUUGGCUGGAUGAGGAGCCGGAGGAAGAGGAAGAUUCAGUGCCAGUUAAGACAGAGUUGUGCCAUCCUCUGUGUCAGUGCCCCAGCUGUGAACCUGCACAGAAGAAAGCAGCCCAUCUGCAGCCGGACGGUGUGGGUGUGAACAGCAGUGCUGACGGCUUCACUCCACUCCAUGUGGCGGCGCUGCACGGACACACAGCUCUAGUGUCUCUCUUCACCCGCCACGGUGCCAAUAUCAACGCCCGCAACAAUCAGAGUGCCACCCCGCUUCACCUGGCCUGCCAGAACAGCCAAAUACAGGUGGUGUCUGCUCUGCUGGAGUGUAAUGCCAAACUGAACAAGAAAGAUCAGUAUGGAAACACAUCGCUGAUUCUUGCUUGUCUGAAGGGAAAUCUGGAGAUAGCCGCCAUUUUGCUUGAGAGCGGUGCGCUGGUGAAUCUGGCCAAUAAUCACGGUAACACUGGUCUGCAUGAGGCUGUGAGAGGUGGACACGUCCAGCUGGUGGAGCUACUGCUGCACAGAGGGGCUUUAGUGCACAUGCGCAACAAGAGACAGCGGACCGCCCUCGACUGUGCACAUGAGACCGCCGGGAAGAACACAGAGAUUCAGAGACUCCUGCAGAAAGCCAGUGCUGAUGCUCCGGACAUUCAUCCGGUCAAACCACACUCCAGAGGAACAGAGGGCAUUGUGGUUCAAAGAGUUAAACGGCAUGAGAGUCCCAACAAUGGCAGAAAAGACACAGACCACACAAAACAAAGGAGUCAGAAGAGGACCGACAGAGCAGCAACCACCAUAGGAGUAUUAGACCAGACGGCGGAGGCUCAAAGUGACAGACGCAGACUGGCGAGAGGAGAGACGGUGGACAGCAGUGGGCCACAGUCGCCUCACGCCCACAGCAGGAGCCUGACCCGCUGCCACACCAUCAGCCAGGACCUGACCCAGCACUCGCUGCAGGAGCCCAGCGGGGGGGAGGAAGACGCACAGUCCAGAGAAAGUGAUGUGGAGACUGCUGCCACAGAAAUGGACAAUGUUGUGUUGUGAUGGUGGUCUUCAAGCAGCUAAAUAUAAAUGCAUCAUUACUAAAUCAGUUCCGCCACCUCAUCCUGGUCUGUAUUGUACUUGAGUGUUAAAGUAUCUAAACUUUAUUGACCUGAAUAUGCAAGAACUGUCAUUGUUUUUCAAGGUUAACAUUUUCUCAUGCUUGUGGUUUAUGAGACUGGAAGAAAAAAAAAAAACAGUUUUAGAGGUUUUAUGGGUCUGUAUGUGGAAAUCAGAAAGAGGAAGUCGCUUUUAUUAUUCCACUUAAAAAAACGAUGCUCUUAAAUCACAAAAUGGAAAAAGUGAGCAUGUGUCAACACUAGUGGAAGAAAGAACAAAAACAGCAGUGAAACAAGUGAAUAUUUGAGGUGCGUGAUAUUGAGACUUUGGAAACUUUCUUCGUUCGUAGGUUAAAGGGAGACGUUUACAGUAACUACAGAAAGAAUGUGGAUUUUUAUUUUUUUUUUCCAGCACUUUUUAAUUUUCAGAAUUGUCACAUUAUUAAAAGGGAUAAUUAAGGAUAAAAUUAUGUAGCAAGAUUUUAUUUUUCCUCACAUUUUUCCUUACAAAACUUAAGUUGUUACAUUUACUAAACAUCUCUGUGUGUAGGCAACUAGUCAUGGGAACUUAUUUUUCACAGAGUUAGAUGUUGUUCUAAUAGUUGGUAGUUGUUGUUGUUGUUGUUGUUUCAUCCUCUUAAUGUAUUUCAAUCUUUCCUGGUUUGAUUUAUUUCAUUAGUAGAAUACAUUUUCUUUUAUGGUAUGAAUCUCCUCUCUAAACUGUCCCUCAAAAAAAUAAAAAAAGCACCAUAUGCGUAUGGUAAAAAGGUUGCGUUUGUGAAAAAGCGUAGAAUUAGGAAUAAAUCUGAUGUAUUUAGGGGGCAGCAGGGGGCAGUAUUACGGACCACGUCUCUGUUUAAAUCAUGCACUUUAUUCUCUUGCUAGUUUUCUGUGUGUUUGGUUUUAGGAGCUGAGCUCAUGAAACCUGAUUGAUUGCAUUUUGAGUGGCGGGUGUAAAUGCAUUUUCUGCUGCAGGAGUGUGUGUUAGCAGGGAUAGAAUUAAUGCUGGGCAGGAAGUCAUUAAAUAUCUUCACACAAAUUGACCAUGAAAUAAAACAGAGCUGGUUUGUGAUGUGA